Molecule: messenger RNA, 1770 nt
Organism: Pungitius pungitius (ninespine stickleback)
Lineage: Eukaryota; Metazoa; Chordata; Actinopteri; Perciformes; Gasterosteidae
Product: ras-related protein Rab-5C
Exons: 6
Coding region: 316-981 (221 amino acids)
Cellular component (GO): Golgi apparatus; endosome
Molecular function (GO): GTP binding; GTPase activity
Source: RefSeq, a predicted model, not a curated record
AAAUGCAUCACAUGACGGACGAAACCAGGAAGUAUUUUGGUUACACAAGGCGGAAGCGUAUAUUUUACCGAAAGUGUUUUAGUUUUAGCAGAAAACGUUGUGAACUUGGAGCGACACGGCUAUUACUCACCAUUCACAGGGCGAAGUGGACAUUGGUUUUUGUAGUCGGUAAACGGGGUCGCUCCACUCGGUUCUUACCGCUGAGAGUUUGGCUCGCCAUCAGCGCCUGUGUCUCCCGACCCCGACCCCUUCCUUACCCUCGUUGACCUGUGCUUUCAGCGCAUCUCUUCCACUUGAAGGCCUCUGUCUCUGUCAAUGGCUGGGCGCGGCGGAGGAUCAACCAGGCCCAAUGGAGCCACGGCAGCAAACAAAAUCUGUCAAUUCAAACUGGUGCUGCUGGGGGAGUCGGCAGUGGGCAAGUCCAGCUUAGUGCUGCGCUUUGUCAAAGGCCAGUUUCACGAAUUCCAGGAGAGUACCAUUGGAGCUGCCUUCCUCACUCAGACCGUCUGUCUGGACGACACCACUGUGAAGUUUGAGAUCUGGGACACAGCUGGUCAGGAGCGCUACCACAGCCUGGCUCCGAUGUACUACAGAGGCGCCCAGGCGGCCAUCGUGGUUUAUGACAUCACCAACACAGACACUUUUGCACGAGCAAAGAACUGGGUGAAGGAGCUGCAGCGGCAAGCCAGUCCCAACAUCGUGAUCGCUCUGGCUGGAAACAAGGCUGACAUCGCAAACAAGAGAGCUGUAGACCUGCAGGAGGCGCAAACAUACGCCGAUGACAACAGUCUACUCUUCAUGGAGACGUCAGCCAAGACUGCGAUGAAUGUCAACGAAAUCUUCAUGGCUAUUGCAAAGAAGCUACCGAAGAGCGAUCCUCAGGGGGGAGCCGGCCAGGCGGGGCGGACCCGGACAGGAGUGGAUCUACAGGAAACUGCCCCUCAGAGCCGCAGCAGCCAGUGCUGUGGCGGCGGCAAUUAGCACAAAAGGAUGAACUUAGUGAGCGAGCCCUGAACAUCGUUUUAAGGACGGCACGUAGCUAAAAACCCAGAGAGGCAGGAGAGGGCAGAGCCAUUCGCCACCUCUGCACUUAAACUGAGAUUACAGAUGCGAUUAUCUGGAUCCUCUUUCAUUAAAGGAACUUUCUUUUCUUUUAUUAAGAAUCAUAAGCUAGAGGGAAUUACCAAGACCUUCACUAUUUCCCUGUCUCCCCCCUCCCGCCCCCCGUGUAUCUGUCUAUCUACCUCCCUGUUUAUCUUCAGCCUCUUGUCUCCGCUGAUUGAAUUCUGUCUGAGAGGAUUUUUUUUUUUUGAUGGGUGAUGCUGAGGUUGUUUCCCUUUCUUUGUUUGAGUGCGUGUCCGUGUGUAUGUAUAGUACAUAUCUGUACUGUAUAUUGGAAGUUUACUUUUCUACUCUUGUCAUUUCCCUCUACAUUGAUCAUCAUUAUGAAAGAACCCAACUACUAAAGCUCAAAUCGCAGAGGUCAGUGAUUUGUCGUAUUGCAGUUAAGAGAACAGCAUCUCUUUGUUGUUGGGCACCUGGACUUGUCACAGUUGUGAGGAAAGAUCUACUUUGCUUAUUGAAGCAGGUUGUGAUUAAAUAGGCUACACAUCUGAAGAUGUUUCUGAACUGUGCAACAAAUGCAGUUGUUUGCAUUCAUUGUGUAUCGAUUACCUGUAACACCAGAGAGUUGUUAGCCUUUUUUAAAAGAAAGUAAAAAUAAAGUGUAAAUUGGACAAAAAUUAAAUAAAAGUAAUUAACAUGCACAAA